ACCCUGCAUUCACUAUAUCUGGUCUCCCUGGACCCUGCAUUCACUAUAUCUGGCCUCCCCGGACCCUGCAUUCACUAUAUCUGGUCUCCCCGGACCCUGCAUUCACUAUAUCUGGUCUCCCUGGACCCUGCAUCCACUAUAUCUGGUCUCCCAGGACCCUGCAUUCACUAUAUCUGGUCUCCCCGGACCCUGCAUUCACUAUAUCCGGUCUCCUCGGACCCUGCAUUCACUAUAUCUGAUUAUUUAUUUGCAAAAUCUUAUAAGAUAAACACUUUUUUCAAAAUGUUUGGACUUUUUCAUUAUAUAUAGCAAAAAAAAAAAUCCCAGUGGUGACUAAAUACUACCAAAAUAAAGUUUUAUCUGUCUCACAAAAAUGCUAAAAAAUUCAUAUGGGUACA
Messenger RNA from Staurois parvus, 398 nucleotides. NCBI's taxonomy places the organism in Eukaryota, Metazoa, Chordata, Amphibia, Anura, Ranidae. The record is from the annotation of a GenBank genome assembly.